AUGGGAAGAUGUCGUUUGCAAGACUGUCUCUAUCGAGGACAGGACCGAGCGGCACGGGCGUUGACUUGGGAGCCGGCUGAAAACAACGAUGAGGACAACGAGGAGGACGAGAAAGAGAACGCGGCGAAAUUGUGGAAGAAGAAAGACAAGAUCAAGUGUUUCAAGAUUUCGAAGGAGUGCGAAAGAAGUCGGCAAGAUCACGAGUUUGGCACGAUCACGUGCGAGACGAUGAUCGAGGACUUUCACGAGUGCCCGCUCACACGGGACUUCGACGUCGACGAUUUCGUCAAGCUCGAGUUCGACGAGCGCCAGGGCAAAAUCCCUAAGGAUGUCAUCGAGAAGGUCUUGAAGCAAGGGGUGCUUUGCGAGGUCGACGGGCAGGGUGAAUGUCUCUUCAGAUUCUUCGCCUUUUCGUCGUCCCAGCUCCGCUACAAGAUGUGCAUUUUGGUCAACUACGACGCCAAGUGGUGGACAAGCAGGUGGCUCGAGUACGACAGCGGCAGACUCGACUUUCUCCGACGAACGAGACGGAAAACCCAGCAACGACGCUGUCUCAUUUGCCCGUCGCUGAUUUGGAACUACUUUGGCAAGUUCGCGGCGAUCAAGACGGUGCCCAAGUUUGGCGCGAGAUUGGGCCUUCUUCUCUCUUCUACACGCCACGCUGAGUUCAUCGAAGACGGCAAAUGGAAAAUCGAAGAGGACAUUCGACACCACGGUUAUAACUUUACUGACGGUUGUGGACGAAUGUCAACGAGUCUGGCCGAGCGGUUCACUCUCAACAAGCACUGCGCGCGGAGAUACUGCCAUCAACCCUUCCAGGUUCCCUCCAUCGUCCAAAUCCGCUUCAUGGGCUGCAAAGGCAUCCUCGUUCACGACCCGGCACUUGAUGGCAGUUCUCUCGAGCUCGUUCUCCGCGAAUCACAGAAAAAAUUCGACUGGAAUUUCGCCACGAUCAAGGGCCGCCUAAAGUACACUGAGCGCAAGCAAGGGCGCACGGGCAGACUGCUGGGGAUCUGCAGAGGCGGAGAGUCGAAACCAUUCGUUUACGGGCGCUUGAAUCGGCAAUUUGUGUUAGUUUUAUCCGCCCUGGGAAUCGCUAACACGACCUUUCUCGAAAUUCAAAACGAAUUCUUCGACCUCGUCAAGUUCAGCCAGCAGAACAUCUCGUCCGCGUUCGAUCUUCUUUCUCUCUCGUCGAAAACAGAAGAAGCGGAAAAACUAACGCUGGAAAACAUCGACUGCGAAGACGACUUUCCUCCGGACAUCAAGCUCGCAGUGGAGGGCAUCUACGAGUCGAUAUUCCAACGAAGCUACUCGCUCACUUCAGAUGCAGAUGCGAAGAAAGCCGAGUCCGCAGCCUUCUCUAUUCCUCUGCGACACUCGAGGAAUCUCUACGGCGCCGCGGACUUUGGCCAAACUCUGCGCAAAGGCGAGUGCUUCAUCCAGUACACCGACUACGAUGAGACCUUUCUUUCGAGCGGCGAAACGAGGCGAUCGAGGAGGCGGCUGAUCAUCCGCAGCCCGCCGAAUGGCACUAGAAUCGUCGUCAUGAAGAGCCCGACUUAUUAUCCCGGCGAUGUGCGUGUAUUAACCCAGCGUCGUGUCCGUUCCCUCGAACAUUUGACCGACGUGAUCGUUUUUCCAACGCAUCAGUCGCUGGAGCGGCCGCAUCCGCACGAAAUCCACGAAAGCGAUCUCGACGGGGACGAGUAUUUCGUCUCCUGGGAUCGUCGCCUCAUUCCUAAAAAAGUGGAAGCCCCUUUGCUUCCCUGCUCACGCAUUGCCCCGCCCGUAAAAGAAAACAUCAGCAAGGACGAUUUGAUCGCCUUUUUUGCUCGUUACGAGUCCCCACUCGGCCUGGUCGACAAGAACUACAAAGUCUGGGCGGAAGAGGUGGGCCCAGACAGCGAGCAGUGCCGCCAACUUGCGAAAAUCUUCUCGGAAGCGGUGGACCAAGCCAAGCAUGGCGGAAGGGUGGAAAUCCCUGCCCAGCUGCGGCGCAGAACAAGCAGUAGCGAGACGGGUUUUCUCCUCGAGCGGGAUUUAACGGACGGGCAAUUGGUGCACGCCGUGCUUCUUCGCAACUUGCUCAGGCAGCCGGCGAAGGAGGCGGCGAGAAACCUGCUCAAGCGGCUCUCCAUCACGCCGAAUGUGAAAACGGAGAAGGAGAGGAGCUUCGUUCUCGUCUCCAGCGCGCCGAAAACGAGCGAUUACUUCGAAAUGAUCCGCGGCCGGGUGUUUUCACAUCCGGAGCAACAACUUGUGCAAUAUUUAAUCGAGCUAUCUCAGUACAACUGCUUUUUCGAUAUCGAAACACUGAUCUUCUUCUUCCGCCCGAGCGAUAGCGACCCAACGAAAAAGAGCAUUUCUUGCGUUGGCCGCUUGGGCUCAAAUGUUCGCCACGAUUUCCUCUUCAACCCUUUCUCUUUCCAAACCUCUUGCUUCAUCGAAUUCGACGUUUUCUCGUGCUUCGACUUCACGCCCUCCCUUCCCGAACUGUCACUGUAUUCCUCCGGAGAUAAUCUUGAGCAAAUCCACGGUAAAGCAACACUUUCUUUCUAG
Messenger RNA from Oikopleura dioica, 2562 nucleotides. The record is from the annotation of a GenBank genome assembly. NCBI's taxonomy places the organism in Eukaryota, Metazoa, Chordata, Appendicularia, Copelata, Oikopleuridae.